This is a messenger RNA of Amphimedon queenslandica, 479 nucleotides long. RefSeq names its product ephrin type-A receptor 8-like. The record is from RefSeq and is a predicted model, not a curated record. Gene Ontology annotation, cellular component: plasma membrane; signaling receptor complex. The transcript is spliced from 3 exons. Gene Ontology annotation, biological process: multicellular organism development; cell surface receptor protein tyrosine kinase signaling pathway; protein phosphorylation. NCBI's taxonomy places the organism in Eukaryota, Metazoa, Porifera, Demospongiae, Haplosclerida, Niphatidae. Gene Ontology annotation, molecular function: transmembrane receptor protein tyrosine kinase activity. The coding region runs from base 29 to 343 and encodes 104 amino acids.
UAGUGAUGUGUGGAGUUAUGGAGCUGUAAUGUAUGAGAUUUGGUCAGUAGGACAUAAGCCAUUUGAAAUGUACACUAAUCAAGAAUGCAUUAGACUGGUUGAUUCAGGCUAUAGAUUACCACCUCCUCCAGGAUGUCCUAAACCAAUGUAUAAACUAAUGAUGCAAUGCUGGAAUCCUGAUACUUAUAAUCGUCCAAGUUUCUCAGGUAUAUCAUCAAGUCUAUCCUCACCUGAUAAACAAUUACUAAUGAUUAAUAAAGAGGAUCCUGUUACUGUACUGGGUGGAGCUUUAGAAACAAGCCACUCCCUCUACACCGACUUACAGUACAUGUACAAGAACUGAUUUUAUGUCUCCAUCUUCUUUUUUAAUUUAUUGCAGGCAGAAUUGUAAUUUUUGUUAUAUCCCCAUUACUGCGCUAUUUGCUGUUUGUAUGAAAUGUAUUGUGACAGUUUUUAUAGUUAUGUGUCGUUUUAAAUAA